Physella acuta is the source of this 890-nucleotide messenger RNA. RefSeq names its product DNA polymerase epsilon subunit 3. Lineage: Eukaryota; Metazoa; Mollusca; Gastropoda; Physidae. Gene Ontology annotation, molecular function: protein heterodimerization activity; chromatin DNA binding. Gene Ontology annotation, biological process: leading strand elongation; heterochromatin formation; DNA damage response. Gene Ontology annotation, cellular component: epsilon DNA polymerase complex; CHRAC. The record is from RefSeq and is a predicted model, not a curated record.
UAAAUCUACAAACCGUGGCAACGUUUCAACAAUCGUAACUGGCACUUUAACAAAAAAUAAAUAUGAAUGGAGACUAACAAAAGUUUAUUUCUUCUUUAAUGGGCAAGUUGUAAGUAAAGUAUUCUAAACUGUCAACUAUCUAGAAGUUUUGAAUCUGCACAAAUAUCAAGGUGGCUAGUUUGUAAACUUUCAUGAAGUAGCAUGGCUGAAAGACCAGAAGAUUUAAAUUUGCCCAAUGCAGUGGUCACCCGAAUAAUUAAAGAUGCAAUCCCAGAGGGUGUCAAUGUUUCUAAGGAAGCCAGGCUAGCUAUAUCUAAAGCUGCCAGUGUAUUUGUUCUGUAUGCUACGUCUUGUUCCAAUAACUUUGCUGUAAAAAACAAACGAAAAACAAUCAAUGCCCAGGAUGUAUUAAGUGCUAUGGAAGACAUGGAGUUUGAGCAGUUUAUUGAACCUCUGCAGCAGUGCCAAGAAGCUUUCCGCUUGGAGAAAUCUGAGAAAAAGAAAGACAAAGCACCCAAGCCAGCCCCUGCUGCCCCGGAGAUCAUAGAGGACAGUGACAAGGACGUGGAGGAAGUCAGUGAUGAAGAUGACACAGCAGCUGGCCAGUCUAAAAGCGCAGACUUUGAAAUCACAUUAAACAAUGACACCAGUGAGAGCAGCCCAGAAAUUGUGGAGGAUGUGGAUGAUUGAUGUGGGUGUGUUAGGGAUGAGUGGUGUGGUUUUUUUUUUAUGUGACAGAAAAUUGAGGUAAUGUUACUGUGUGGAGGGGGGGGGGCUUGUUGACAGUUUGAAUAAGAAAUAUGUGCGAAGACUGAGACAUUUUGAAUUGCAUGAAUGUAUGCUAGGAAUUUACAUUGCUUCAUUAUUCAUACCAUUUUGAUUGUAUUAGA